This is a messenger RNA of Owenia fusiformis, 1065 nucleotides long. The record is from the annotation of a GenBank genome assembly. NCBI's taxonomy places the organism in Eukaryota, Metazoa, Annelida, Polychaeta, Sabellida, Oweniidae.
AUGGCAGUUCAAUAUCCUAUCUACCCUGAGGAGUAUUGGGGACUUGACCCACUAUUUAGAACACCUGUGAAAUUAUACAUCAAACAUGUUUUAGAGAUGCCCGAGUCACCAGCUGCAGGUGUGUUCCUAUUCAAGAAUCAUCCUAUAGUUAAGGUGGACAUACAAGGAACUGUGGUCAGCAUUAUCGAGAAAACAAAGUUCACAUCAUAUGGAGUGGAUGACAGUACAGGAGUUAUCAACUGUUGCUGUUGGAAUAAUGCAGAUGACAUUACUGAUUUAGACACUUCAGAUCCCCUGAGCAACAUUCUGAGGGAUUCCCUACGUGAUAUACCUGGUAUUUCUAACGUCAAGUUAGGCGACACACUAAAUGUGAAAGGAAAAUUGAAAGUGUUCAGGGACAGGAGAGAGAUCAGCUCCUCUGAUUCACAAUGCUAUAAAGUACUAAGCUUUGAUGAGGAGAUCACAAGGAUGCUAGAGCUCCCUCUAUUGUACAAAGAUGUAUACCAUGUGCCAUUUAGGCUACCAGAACGUGUUAAAGAAGACUGGGAACAGAUGCAGCUUGAGGGAGAGACAGGGGUCAAGAGCAAUCAAACCUUGGCUAAGGAGAUUAGUGUAGCUGUCAAGUGGCAUAUAUCCCAAGGACCUGUGAAGUACCUUCACAUAGAUGACAUCCAUAACAUUGGAGCCAUCAAGCAGAUUUUAGAAAUGGUAGAGACAUCAGCAGAUGAGACAUCACACACUAAUAACCUGGUGGAGAAGGCCAUCAGUCUACUGGAAGAAGAAGGUCUUCUUUUCAAAAUGGGAGGCCAGAGGGCUACAAGUAUGCAGGUGACAGAUAAUUGUUCGGAUUUGGGUGUAACCAUCAUUGAGACACUGAGACGACAAUGCUCCAAGCCUAGGUAUGAGGAAACUGGACUUCACUUCCUACGCAUCUUGGAUGAGCUUCACAAGACUGUAACAUACAACAAGCUGACAUUACAUGCUCUAAAGAGAUGCCUUUCUAAGCUAGAGGACAAUAGCGAUAUUAUAAGAGUGACAGAGACACAUUAUGUUGCUUAUACUUAG